This is a messenger RNA of Zasmidium cellare ATCC 36951, 693 nucleotides long. RefSeq lists its product as uncharacterized. Gene Ontology annotation, cellular component: mitochondrion. The coding region runs from base 1 to 693 and encodes 230 amino acids. Gene Ontology annotation, molecular function: NADP binding; dihydrofolate reductase activity. The record is from RefSeq and is a predicted model, not a curated record. Gene Ontology annotation, biological process: folic acid metabolic process; glycine biosynthetic process; tetrahydrofolate biosynthetic process. NCBI's taxonomy places the organism in Eukaryota, Fungi, Ascomycota, Dothideomycetes, Mycosphaerellales, Mycosphaerellaceae. The transcript has a single exon.
AUGUCACUCACCCAGAUCCCUCUGACUCUCAUCGUUGCGGCCACUGCGAAGAAUGGCAUUGGCAAGAAUGGAGGCCUGCCAUGGCCCAUGCUGAAGAAGGACAUGGGUUUCUUCGCGCGUGUCACCAAACGAGUCCCAAUACCCAAGAACACGGGAUCCGUCCAGUCUGAUGCUUUGAAGGAGAAAAUCUUGUCAGGAACCCAACGCAAUGUUGUGAUUAUGGGAAGAAAGACUUGGGAGAGCAUUCCUCCAAAGUUCAGACCUCUCCAGGACCGUACGAACAUCAUCAUCAGCACCCAGGGGCGUUCGCAGCUGCAAAACGUCCCGGACGAUGUUGUGGUCGGCUCAGAUAUUGUCUCUGCUCUCAAAGAUCUUGAAGCACUGAUUAAAGACGGCAAGUCGCUGCCGGUUGGCAGGGCAUUCGUUAUUGGUGGCUCCAGCAUCUACAAGGCUGCGUUGGAUCUACCGCAGACAAAGCAUAUCCUCCUUACCCGAAUCUCCAAGGAGUAUGACUGCGAUACAUUCUUUCCAGAAACUUUGGACGGCAACAAUGUCAAUUCUUCACGCUGGCAGCGUCUAAGCCACGCCGAACUUCGAGACUUUGUCGGCGAAGAGGUCGAGAAAGGACCCAUUACACAACAGGCUGGCGACGAGGAACUCAGUCUGGAAUUCCAACUCUUCGAAAGCUCAUGA